AUGUACCAGAGCUUGGCCAUGGCGGCCAACCACGGCCCCCCUCCCGGGGCCUACGAGGCGGGCGGCCCUGGCGCCUUCAUGCACAGCGCGGGGGCUGCGUCCUCGCCAGUCUACGUGCCCACGCCGCGGGUGCCCUCCUCUGUGCUGGGCCUGUCUUAUCUCCAGGGCGGAGGCGGGGGCGCCGCGUCUGGAGCCACCUCCGGCGGCAGCUCCGGUGGGGCCCCGUCGGGUGCCGGGCCGGGAACGCAGCAGGGCAGCCCGGGCUGGAGCCAGGCGGGAGCCGAGGGAGCCGCCUACAGCCCCCCGCCUGUGUCGCCGCGCUUCUCCUUCCCGGGAACCACUGGGUCCCUGGCAGCGGCCGCCGCCGCCGCCGCGGCCCGGGAAGCCGCGGCCUAUAGCAGUGGUGGCGCAGCGGCGGGUGCGGGCCUGACCGGCCGCGAGCAGUACGGGCGUGCGGGCUUCGCAGGCUCCUACUCCAGCCCCUACCCCGCCUACAUGACCGACGUGGGUGCGUCCUGGGCAGCGGCCGCCGCCGCCUCCGCCGGUCCCUUCGACAGCCCGGUCCUGCACAGCCUGCCCGGCAGGGCCAACCCCGCUGCCCGACACCCCAAUCUCGUAGAUAUGUUUGAUGACUUCUCGGAAGGCAGAGAGUGUGUCAACUGUGGGGCCAUGUCCACCCCGCUCUGGAGGCGCGACGGGACGGGGCACUACCUUUGCAAUGCCUGUGGCCUCUACCACAAGAUGAACGGCAUCAACCGGCCCCUCAUCAAGCCCCAGCGCCGGCUGUCUGCCUCCCGCCGAGUGGGCCUGUCCUGUGCCAACUGCCAGACCACUACGACCACGCUGUGGCGCCGCAACGCCGAGGGUGAGCCGGUGUGCAAUGCCUGUGGCCUCUACAUGAAGCUCCAUGGUGUCCCAAGGCCUCUUGCAAUGCGGAAAGAGGGGAUUCAAACCAGAAAACGGAAGCCCAAGAAUCUUAAUAAAUCUAAGACACCAGCAGGUCCCUCGGGCGGUGAGAGCCUGCCUCCCACCAGCAGCGCUUCCAGCAACUCCAGCAACGCCGUCACCAGCAGCAGCGAAGAGAUGCGCCCCAUCAAGACAGAGCCCGGGCUGUCGUCCCACUACGGGCACAGCAGCUCCAUGUCCCAGACGUUCUCAGUUAGUGCGAUGUCUGGCCAUGGGCCCUCCAUCCACCCAGUCCUCUCGGCCCUGAAGCUCUCCCCGCAAGGCUAUGCAUCUUCCGUCAGCCAGUCACCGCAGGCCAGCUCCAAGCAGGACCCUUGGAAUAGCCUGGCCUUGGCUGACAGUCAUGGGGACAUAAUCACUGCAUAAUGUCACCUCCUUCCCUCCUCAUAUUCCUGCACGGACUUGGGACUUGGAGGACAGCAGAGAUGAGGGUCUGGGCUCCUGGGAGCCAGCCCGCUCUGUUGGGGAAUGACUCCAGAAGAACAACUGGGAAGAAACUUGAAAUUGACAAUUUGGUUAGGGGAAGUGGGUGUUGGAUUUUAUCGGAUGCCUUUUCAAGGGUGGGCUACUGGAAAGAGCCCAAACUCUGAUCUGGAAGAACCCACCCUUCACUAUGAGCACAUUUAAGUCCCUUCUGUGGAGUAAGAGACUUGUUUCUUGUUUUCCACCCCACCCCUCCCGCACAAGAGAUGAGAUGU
Molecule: messenger RNA, 1664 nt
Organism: Callorhinus ursinus (northern fur seal)
Lineage: Eukaryota; Metazoa; Chordata; Mammalia; Carnivora; Otariidae
Gene: GATA4
Product: GATA binding protein 4
Biological process (GO): positive regulation of transcription by RNA polymerase II; negative regulation of transcription by RNA polymerase II; cell fate commitment
Cellular component (GO): nucleus
Molecular function (GO): RNA polymerase II cis-regulatory region sequence-specific DNA binding; zinc ion binding; DNA-binding transcription factor activity, RNA polymerase II-specific
Source: RefSeq, a predicted model, not a curated record